This is a messenger RNA of Hemiscyllium ocellatum (epaulette shark), 8246 nucleotides long. RefSeq names its product cyclin dependent kinase like 5 (gene cdkl5). NCBI's taxonomy places the organism in Eukaryota, Metazoa, Chordata, Chondrichthyes, Orectolobiformes, Hemiscylliidae. Bases 502 to 3627 code for a protein of 1041 amino acids. Gene Ontology annotation, biological process: regulation of dendrite development; positive regulation of axon extension; protein phosphorylation. Gene Ontology annotation, molecular function: ATP binding; protein kinase activity. The transcript is spliced from 20 exons. The record is from RefSeq and is a predicted model, not a curated record. Gene Ontology annotation, cellular component: nucleus; dendrite cytoplasm.
UAGCUUGAGAACUUUCAUGUUCCUCUGAGCAAUGAGCUCUGCACCCGUGACGGUAUCAAUCAGGAUAUCAGCAAUUGUGCCCCGACCACUGCCAAUCAAUGAAUGCUCUUGCCUUUCGAUCAAGCAACCCACACUGCUGCCGAUCUUGAUGUUGGAAGGCCAAAGAAAGGCCCUGAGGUAGCAGAGAUGCUCAAGGGCAUCUGGUAUGGUUGGCGGCAGUCCUUCCAGGGAAAAUCAGCAGCCCCUGUACCAGCCAUACAUUGAACCCUGGGAAGAGCACAACAAGCACUCGGGAACUGACAAGAAUGACCAGUUUUUGUUUGUGUUAUUUAUGGGUUUACAUUGUGACUAGAUUAUGACAAAUAUGAAGGAUGCAAAUUUGAUUUGUUGGACUUCGUGGCUUUAUGGACACUGCACAAUACGUGCCUGCAGCAACUUACACUUGAAAAUCCGUAACUGCAAUGUGAUUUGGGAUCAUAUUUGUCAGAUAAAUUUGUCUUCAUGAAGAUUCCUGACAUUGGUGAUGUAAUGAAUAAAUUUGAAGUCCUUGGAAUUGUAGGUGAAGGAGCCUAUGGGGUGGUACUAAAAUGCAGGCACAAGGAAACCAAUGAAAUUGUGGCUAUCAAGAAGUUCAAGGACAGUGAAGAAAAUGAGGAAGUUAAGGAGACAACUUUAAGAGAGCUUAAAAUGCUCCGUACUCUAAAACAAGAAAAUAUUGUUGAACUUAAGGAGGCCUUUCGAAGAAGAGGAAAACUUUAUUUAGUGUUUGAGUAUGUGGAGAAGAAUAUGCUUGAAUUACUUGAAGAGAUGCCAAAUGGUGUUCAACCUGAAAAAGUGCGAAAUUACAUUUAUCAACUUAUCAAAGCAAUUCACUGGUGCCACAAGAAUGACAUUGUACAUCGAGACAUCAAACCAGAAAACCUCUUAAUCAGCUACAGUGAUAUGUUAAAGUUGUGUGAUUUUGGAUUUGCUCGGAAUUUAUCAGAGGGCAGCAAUGCAAAUUACACAGAAUAUGUGGCCACUAGGUGGUAUCGUUCACCUGAACUGCUACUUGGAGCUCCAUAUGGAAAGGCUGUUGAUAUGUGGUCUGUGGGUUGCAUUCUUGGAGAACUAAGUGAUGGACAGCCACUUUUUCCAGGAGAAAGUGAAAUAGAUCAGCUUUACACAAUUCAGAGAGUAUUGGGGCCACUACCACCUGAACAGAUGAAGCUCUUUUAUAGUAAUCCUCGUUUUCACGGCCUACGGUUCCCUGCUGUAAACCACCCUCAGACUCUGGACAGAAGAUACCUGGGCGUUAUUAGUGGAGUUAUGUUGGACCUUAUGAAGAACUUGCUGAAGCUAAAUCCAUCUGAAAGAUACCUCACAGAACAAUGCUUAAAUCACACUGUGUUCCAGACCCAGAGGCUGUUGGACAAAUCUAGUGGCACUUCUCCAACACGGUUAACUAAAAGAAAACCUCAUCAUGCAGAAAACAGAAAUCAUGGCAACAAAAGUACAUCUCAGUCAACUCGUUCAGAAAGCCGAGAUCAGCAGAACCUCACUGUCAGUUUUAAGCGAGCAGAUGACAGCACUCAGCAUGAUGGCUCUUCUAAUGAAAGUUCAGCUGCACUGAACCCAAACCUUAUUCCCUUGCCAGAUUAUCAACAGACAAAACAGAAUCUCUCCAGCGGCAAGGAUUUAACCAAUACUAACUUACCGCUUCUUCCCAGCCCACGUCUAAACUCCAAGGAAGCACAUUCUAAGUCUAAAGCUGAUUUCCAGGCUGAUCAAAAGGUUGCAGAAGGUCCAGGUGCAAAAUACUUAAAACCCAAUACAAAAUCUCAGCAGAAUCGACAUUCAUUUGUAGAAAUGCCACAAAAUAAAACUGGAACUCUACCAACUGAAAAACCUAGCCGUCACAGUUUCAUAGAACCAGUACAAGGCUCUGUCUCUCAGCAGUCGAAAACUCCAGCAGUUUUAACACCAUCCAAAACAUACAGGACAUUGAGUGAUUCAAGGUCAGUUGGAAACCUUAGUGACAUUAAAGUACAUGGGGAGGAUCAGACAUCCAGAUAUUUCCCUUCAAGCUGUUUGGAACUCAAUGCUUCAAACAAUACAACUGGACAAACGGAAAACAGGCCAAUGCAAAAUCCACCUGCUACAACCACCCCCAUGAGUAAAAGCCUGGAAUCCCGCAAACCAGCCACAAGACACUCAACAAAUGAAGAAGAGCUAAAAGUUCCUGCCAGUAAUGAAGGGGGUCAUUCACAUUCAGUAUCUGCUCCACACGAGUCUUUUCCUUAUGACUUAAAUUAUCCCAGUCCUUAUGCCUCCAAACCCCGUUCGCAGAGACACUCUAUGUAUAUCCCAAGGAAACAAGUAUCUGAAAUUAGCUGUGGAGGUAUGGGACAGGGAAUGCCUGCUAGGACAAAUAGUUUGCAGAUGUUGUCUCCUCAAAUGCAACAUGCUCGGACCUCUCUCACAAGAGGUUCUGUGGGCUCCUCUCGUGAGGACUGUACAGAUACCCCUGGGAUGGAGCAAUCCUUAUCUGAUGGAAAGCAUAGCCGUCCACCAAUCAAAGAUUCUACUAGGGAUAAUGCAAUGUCAUUCCACAGCCAUCAACAUCAGAUCGAGCCUGGAGGAUAUCAUGACAUUCACUUAGAAGAUGGUCUAUCCACAAAAGAAAAUAAGUAUGUGUUUUCUGAUACAAUGCCCAGGGAUAGACGAGUACGAAGCUAUUAUGAAGACUAUUCUUCAUUGGAGGGCACAUUCAGUGAGAGAGGUCCAAUUAAUGUGUCAAUGACCAGUAACUCGAAGUCAAAACACUCCAAAAGACAUACAUCUUUCGAUCUUUGGAAAAGUACAGAGAAUCUUAACAUAAAUCCCCCUGAACAAACUAAGGAAAAGGGCAAGGGUUUCUUCAGAGCAAUAAAAAAGAAAAAGAAGAAAUCACAAACUGUUCUUUCAUUCAAGAUUGGUCUGGAACAAAGUAAAGUCUGCAGCCAGAAGGGGAAAUCUUCAUCUUAUACAGAGAACUGCGAUGGAGAAAAUCCAAGUAUCAGAAAAUCCCUCUUUCCUCUUUUUAGUGCAAAGAAUCAUUUAAAACAUAUCUCUUCCUCCAGAGAACUGCCUGUAGUCAAUCUUCCCAUGAUGCCUAGUAGUGAUGGCCAUGAUCGUCUGGCAUUGCAAAAGGCAUUACAUACCAGCCAAAAUAGAGAGAGAGACUGGCCCAUUGACAAGAUGGCAGACGUUCAGCCUCAGAAACACCCUUUGAAAUCACUGCGCAAAUUUUUGCAAUUACCUACUUCAUUCAGUCACUCUACUCCCUCAGAAGUACGGUUUCAACCUUUGCCAAACCAGCCAGUCAAGUCAUCUCACAUUGAGGGUCGCAUCCAUGCUGCGGGGCAGACUCCUAACAGCAAUAUACGACAAGAUUCCCAGUCAAAACCUAGAUCAACUUUUCAACUUCCUGGGCAAAUGGAACCUAUUUGGCAUGUGCUGCCAAGUGGCCGGACUGGAAUCGAUGGAACUAUGAACCCUGACCAAUUGAUUUCCAAAUCAAGUCAAAAUGGUCAUUCUCUACAUUUAACCAGAACAGCACGUUCCAGAAUGCCAAAUCUAAAUGAUUUAAAAGAAACAGCACUGUAGUAAUUUUUCAUUUAAUCAUUCUAAAAUGAAUAUACUUCUAUAUCCGAUGAAUAGCCAGGUCCCUUUAAUAAACAUUACUGCUGUAAUGUUGGAAGCAAUUUUAAAAAAUCUUAAUCAUGACAGUAAUGCAAUAUGCAGAAUUAUCUUAAAUUGUUUGAGGUUUUGCAAAACAGUACCUAGUGGCUGUAACAAUGGCUAGCACCUGUAAUGAUUAUUAACAAAAGUUCACAAUUCAUAUGGUGUUCAGACUAUUCUGUAACAGUUUAAACAGUUUGUAGUUAUAACAAAUAACAUUAUUUGUACAUUGUUGGAACUGGAGUUUGUCCUGAUAUCCAUAAUUUCACAGAGCACAAUGUUAUUGUGUACUUAAUGCACAGUGUAUUCACAAGCUGCUGAUGCUUUUUAGGCAUUUUGUACACUUUCUUCCUCAAACUGUUGUAUUUGCAUUAUAUUUAGGCAUAUGAGUAGUGGUAUUUCAGCGAAUAUACUGGCAAUUAUGUUUUGUGUGUGGUUAGUAGCUUGUCAAAGUUUGAUAAAAGGAUUUUAUUUUUGGUAUGUAAUAUAGAAUCUGUACAAACUACUUUAUGAAAAUGAUAUACAAGAAUAACAAAUUACAAAUUGUUACAAAAUUGUAACCUGGAAUUAACUGAAAUGCAAGGUUCAAAUGGUUUAUCAAUGUAAGAUGUAGUGUUGGACCUGUUACUUUGAAAUAUAUGCAAUUGAGAUUAUAUCAUUUUCAUUCUUUUGGAUAAUGUGGGGACUUUGCUUCAAUCAAAUCAUAUGGCUUGAAAUGGAUAAAUUGAACUGUAGGGAUAUUUGAUUUAGUUUACUGUGUAUUGUGGUAAGUAGUGAACUAGGUAUAUAUUGUAUCGAGAAUAAACGUUCAAAUGCACUUGACUCAAAUUAUAUAAACUGCAAAAGUAUAGCUGGAAUCAAUUUUGCAGCAUCUAGAUCUUCUAGCAGACAAGUUAUUUUUUAUCUUUGUGGUUUUGUUUUAAGUUGAUUUAUACACUUCAUGACUUUUGUAUUCUUCAUUAUCACCAUGAUAACAAUACUGAACCAGUUCUGUUUCUUCCCACUUUCAAAUAAUUUUACUUGAUUAUGUGUUGAUGUAGUAGUAUAUGCUACGUUUCCUCUGGAGGAUAUAUUGAUACAGGAGUUGUACACUCAUGCCCCUUGAUUAUCCAGAAGUUUCACUGAUGGUGGCUGUGAGCAAUGGUAGCUGGCCAUGUACCAGAAACAAAACAAGGGUUACCAUUAGUUUUUUAAUUAUUGCUCUAUUAUCUAGAGCAUAAAAUGUGAAAUUUUGCUCUUCCCUAUAGAUUAGUUUGCCACUGCCUCAUCAGGAGUUCCUUAUGAAGUUGCCGAGGAAGCAGUCUUAGGUUUCUACAAAGGGUUUAGGACUGUGUGAUUGUUUUUUAAGGUAAUGGGUAUGCUGAAUAUCAUGUGUUCUUACAAACAUGCUCUUUAAAUGACCCGUCUAUAUAUAUAUAUUUGGUGAAAAUUGGGCAUUUCAUUAAAGCAGGAGAAUGCCAUCUUCAUUGUUAAUCUCACAUAAUUUUCUGUGGGAACUCAAGCCCCUCCGGCAGAAAAGUAAGUCAUGAUCCUUGGAUCGUGCCUUGUCUGACAGAAAAAAAAUUGCAACACCUCAAAAUUGUACUUUUGCUGGAUUAUGAUUGUGCUUAUAUUUACUUUAUUAUAGGUUGUGUUCGCUUAUGUUAGAAGACAUGUUAUUUUCAUGUAAUUUUGCACUUCCAGCAUCUGACACCUAGAUCUUUUGCCCGUGCCUUAUUUUGUGCCUUUUUUUAAAAUGUUGACCUUUCCCUUCUGCAGUGAUCCCUCAAACAAAAGUUUUUGCUUUUUUUUUGAAACAGAAAUAAGUGGCCAAAAGAAAAAGUAUAGGUUUAUGCAAAUUCCUGGUUUAGAUCUGGCCUUGAAAAUUGAACCUUAUUCAAAUUUGUAAUUCAUCCUACAUUGUGCAUAAGUUGUUAUAGAAAUUAUCAAAAUCAUCUUUUAUGAUUUUUAUCAAGGAGUUAAGUUCAGAUCUUAAGUAGAAUCAAAGGAUUUGCUUUUCCCUUUGCAUUUUUUAUUUUAGACUACAAUGACAUCUUGAUUGAGUGACAGUGUAGGAGCAACCAGUAUUUGUAUGCCACUUCUAUUUUAUCGAUGUCUAUUUUUUCUUCGAUUAUACAAUUCAGGUGCAUGAUGGGAGAGGAGUGUAACAGACUAAAAUUUAUUAAUUGACAAUCUCAUGUGGUCAAAGGAGUUUACAGCAGUUGCAGUAACCAAUCAUUCAUGAGCUUGUGAUUCUCAUUCUCCAGUCACAGUCCCUUUUAGAAGGUUUAGUCAUAAUUGUCACAACUUAUACAAUAUACCAAACAAUGAAUUUUCCAAUAGGGGAUGAAGCUAAUUUUUAAAGAAAAUUAAUUAUGACUGAGAUACAUCAAGGAAAUUUUGCCGCUUUUUUCAAACAGUAAUUACAUAUUCGGCUGACCAAAUCAAACUUUGUCUUUAUAGCAAAAGUACAGAGUACAUGGUUGUCAUGUCAUUACAGUUUCUGCCAUUUAGCUAAGAGUAUUGAUGGCAACAUGAAUUUGAGCUUGCUGCCCUGCUAAUAGGACUACGUUCCAUUAUUCUGAAGCAAGCUCACCAAAUGAAUGAUAAAAGUUGCAUACUCUGUAACUCACCCAUUAAUGAAUGAUGAGUUGGCAACAACAAAAAUGUAUACUAGAUUUUAAGCAAAUUUUAUGAUAUUGUGGACUCCAUUAAUAAAUAGGAUUCUUCAGAACUAGAUGUAUAGCUGCCUUUUUUAACAAAAGGUAAUGGUAAUGUUCCCACUAAACUGCAAAUAAGAUUUGAUUUGUAAUUUCAUUCCAAGCCUUACGCCAGCAGAUUAAAAUAAUUUAAUAAUUUGUAUAUUCCAAAUGUCCCAUUGGCAAAAGACACGAAAUUUGUUGCAUGCAGACACUUGGUGCAAAAUGCACAUUUGACUAAUUACUUAACACAAUACUUUUCCAUGAAAAUAGUGCCUUGUUGGUUUGCAGCUAAAUUUGCACUAUUGUGAGAUGUCUUUCACUGGUACGUUGCCUGAUUUAUUUUAAGAGAUUUCUGCGACAUCUGUACCAACAUCUUUUCCAGGCAUGGCUGUUUUGUCAGUAUAAUUUUCCUUGCAGUUAUUCCAAUACUCUGCAGUCCUACUAGACAUUUCUGUUCCUUCCCUGCUACUGAAUGAUAUCAUUAUUUUAUGAGUAUUACAUGUUCUGGCUAGUUACGCUACCUAGAUUUCCUACUGACUAUACUUUUCUUCAGUGUCAUGUGUUCAAAGUGCUUCGGACAUAAAUAAUUUUUAUUUAAUAUACAUAAUUUUUAAAUGAAUAUUUAUAUGAAUGCUAUUGAUAAACAUUCUUUCAAGAGCUAAAAUAUUCAGAACGAAGGACAUUUUAAUAUUACCUUCAGUCAGCAGGUGUUGAGUGGCUUCUACCCAUUGGCGUUGUCGUUGAUGGAAAGUUUCUAUACCUUUUGAACAAAGUACUCCCAAAUUCUCAUUGUGAAAUGUGCUUACAUAUACUACAACAAGUAUCAGAUUUUGAUUUGUCAAAUUUGUGUUUUUGAAUGUCAUUGCAAACAAAGCUCAGAUGGUCAGGUUCAGUAUUAAUGAGAUCAUUUACAGAUUUCCGUAUCUUCAACAGCUACAAUGUAGUACAGGCAUUAACUUUGAAAUAGGCUACUCUUAUAUUCUGCAGAACCUUAAGUUUAAAAUUUCGCUUGCUGUUACAUUCAGUAUUAUAAACUUUUUUGUAUCCACACACUUUCUCAUAUUAAACCUUAUAUGGAAAGGUCAAUUUUCAGAGUUAAAACUUGGAGGGGGAAAAUGUUGUUGCAAAAAACAACUAAAAUGUUGAGAUUUUUAUGCCACAUUUUUAAAAUCGCUUUUAUACAAUGCUAAUUGAUUGAUAUAAAUCCAGGGUCCAAAUAAUUCAGCAGAAUAUAAACCAGCAGGUGUAAUUAGUGCUAAUGUAUAUAAUUGUCUAAAGACUUGUGUUUUAUGCAUGCAGAUCUCAAUACUUCACACAGGUUUGUAUGGGUGUAAAGCAUAUGUAUUCUCUGUUAGAUCUUAAUAUCUACAGGAUUAGAAAUUGUGAUUAGGGAACUUAUUAAUAAGGGAAAGCCUAAUAAUUAUACCUUGCUAUUGAAUAUAGUUCUAAUAAGAUAAUAUUACAGGUGUACAAAAAACAUGGGGAAAAAAGUUGACUUGAGAGUAUAUAUGUAAUUCUGACAAGUGUUUAAUGCCUAUAUUCAUAACUGAAAUUAUAUUUUAGGCAGUAUAUUUUUUUUAAAAAUGUGCACAUAUUUUCAAGUAUUCGGGUCUCUGCUCAUGUGAAGUCCUUGUUUUCCAGGAUUCUUUGGCAGCAUUUGUGGUUUCUCACAUAGUUGCAUUUAUGUUUUGUUUCCUUUAUUGCAGUUUUUUCCCUUUUUUAAUGAUUGCCAAGUAUAAAACAUUUGUAAAUUGUUUAUAUAACAUUUAUAUGUUUGUAUAUUCAAUCCUUAUAGUGUGUUUUCCAUCUGUAUGUACAGCUAUUUUGUAAAUUUUAAUCAUACUGUUUGAGUUGUCACUGAAU